CCUUUGCUGGAGAGCCAGUGCUGUCCAAACAGCCCCCACGUGGUGAGCUCGGGGCUUUAUCUCAUUGGUGCCACCUGCCAAGGCAGGGAAGGAACGCCUGGCCAUUUGGGGAGUGCUGGAUGGUGAUACAAUGACCACUAUAAAUGUCAGCCGGGCCGGCGAAGGGUGGCCAGGAAAGGACAAAGGCAGCUGCAGGGUAAGAGGAGUCACCUUCUAAGAUGGAGAAGUUCAAGGCUGCGAUGUUGUUGGCCAGUGUUGGUGACGUCCUGGGCUAUGGGAACGUCUGCAGGGAGAAGAGUGCUUUGGGCUCAAUCCAGGAGGAGCUGCAGAAGACAGGGGGACUGGACAGCCUUGUGCUCUCCCCUGGAAAGUGGCCAGUGAGUGACAACACCAUCAUGCACAUGGCAACGGCUGAGGCCCUCACCACAGACUACUGGUGCCUGGAUGACCUGUACCGUGAGAUGGUCAAGCGCUACGUGGAGACUGUGGAGAAGCUUACAGAACAUCGGCCGGACCCUUCCACUAUCGAGGGCUGCUCGCAGCUGAAGCCGGAUAACUACCUCCUCGCCUGGCACACGCCCUUCAGUGAAAAGGGUUCAGGGUUUGGAGCUGCCACUAAAGCAAUGUGCAUUGGGAUGCGGUACUGGAAGCCAGAACGGCUGGAGACCCUUAUUGAAGUCAGCAUUGAGUGCGGCAGAAUGACCCACAACCAUCCCACAGGUUUCCUUGGGUCCCUGUGCACUGCUCUGUUCGCCUCUUACGCAGUGCAAGGCAAGCCACCUGUACAGUGGGGAAGAGAUAUGCUGAAGGUGCUUCCGCUGGCUGAGGAGUAUUGUAGGAAGACCAUCCGGCACAUGGCAGAGUACCAAGAGCACUGGUUUUACUUUGAAGCAAAAUGGCAGUUUUAUCUGGAGGAGAGAAAAAUCAGCGAAGACACAGAGAACAAAGCCACCUUCCCCGACAACUAUGACGCAGAGGAGAGAGACAAGACAUACAAGAAGUGGAGCUCAGAAGGCCGAGGUGGGCGGCGCGGCCACGAUGCCCCCAUGAUUGCCUACGAUGCCCUCCUUGCUGCAGGGAGCAACUGGUCCGAGCUGUGCCAGCGGGCCAUGUUUCAUGGAGGCGAGAGCGGAGCCACGGGGACCAUCGCCGGCUGCCUGUUCGGGUUGCUGUACGGCCUGGCCACCGUGCCCCGGGGCUUGUACCAGGAACUGGAGCACAAGGGCCGACUGGAGGACUUGGGCACAGCCCUGCACCGCCUGUCCACAGAAGAAAACUCCAGGAACAGCCAGAUCUCCCGUGAGAAGAUGGCCAUUGAUGCGCAGACACUCAAGAAGAAGAUCAGCAGGACAUGCGACGAGGCAGCCCGCACCAUCCUCAACAGCCUCCUGCUUUACGUCUUAGACCGUGCCGACGGGCCCCAGAAGGCAGAGAACAGAGCAACCAGGGUCAACCGCCCACCCCAGCUCCAGGAGGCGGGCCGGAGACCCACACGGUUCCAGCUUCUACAGGCUAAGUUCAUGGGCACCGGCCGGGAUCCCCACCUCAAGAAGACCCGGGAAGUGGGCCGGCUGAUCUCCAAGGACAAGCAAGGGCCGGGCAGGAGUUUUGUAAAUGCCACUAUCAACAAGCUCCUAGAAAAGACCAAGGAAGGAGGCAACGGUGCCAGCCAGAGGACCCCAAGCAGUGAGAAGCCCCGGUGGAGCCCCGCGAGUGGGAAGAGCACCGUGAAAAACAUCCUAAAGAAGUUCUUGGCUGCAGAAGAGAAGGAAGCUAAGGAGAAAGAGGCACGAGAGAAACCUCCUGCCCAGCGGCCUGGCGCUGCCAGGGGCCUCCUGCCGCGAAUCGUGGGCCGGAGUUCCAUCCUCUCCAAGCUGAGAGAAAGAUUUGAACAGAGUGGUUGUCUGCACUCAGAGGCUGGUGUGCUGCCCUUGCACAGAGAAGGACGGAAGAGCAGGAGCCUACAGAAGAAGAAAGUGCACAGGCCACAAGUGCGGGUGCUCCACGUGGCCACCAUGGCUACCAGCUGCACCAGAACUCCCCCUGCCCGGUUCCUGGCCUGCACAGCCGAGCCCCUGCCAGCCCUCAGCAUCGCCACCAUUGUCUGCGGCCCCCAGAGCUGGCUGUCCCAUUGCGCAAAGCUUAGUCACUCGGAGUCCAGACGUUGGCCCGUUGGAGAAACCAUCAUGUCCUCCAGCUCAGAAAGCCUGGAACCCGGAGGAAACGAAUCCAAAGAACUCAUGAAUGAGGAACGCAAGGAACAACUCCAGUCCUCGGUGUCCCAGGCCUCGGCUCCUGUGGGCAGUCACGUGGCUAUGAACGUGGGUUUCUCGGGCAUGUCUACCAAAGGCCAAGACCUGUCUGGCCAUGCAUCGGUGUUGUCCCCACUUGGACUGGACAGCCCCAGAGAUACUGGGGUAGUCAGGAAGGACAGAAGAACAGAGCCCAACACACAGGAGGUGGCACCUGACACCCAGGAAGUGAAGGAUGGCACAAGAGAGGCCCCUGAAAUCACCAUGACUGUGUGCAGCUCUGAGGAUGAGGCAGAAAGGACACCUUCAGGCCCAGAAAGAGAGCCCUUCUUUGCCAUCCAGAGGCACCUUCCGGAACAGGAGGCAGUGGCUCAGAUCCCCCUCCCAGCCCCUUUAGCAGUCCAGGCUGAGCGGCGAACGCAGCCCGCCAUCAGGCCUCCACAGAUAACAGUACAGCUUCCUAUUGUUCACGAAAUGCCAGCCUUUCCCGGCCUUCUGCAACACGCCACAAGUCGUGAAGACGAUUGUUCUCAAGUUCUGAGACGAGAGGAUGGGACUGAAAAUAAACAAGCCGCAUUUUCCACUGGGACUGAGGAAAGGAGGGGUUACCAAACCCCCACAGCACUGAGUAAACCCCAGGGGAUGCCAGUGAGUCUCCAGCCUGCAGCAGAAGGUGGACUCCAGGAAGACGGAAGAGAUGACACCCAUGUGGUUGGUGAUGCCUCACAGACGUUCCCAAUUCCAAUCCCUUCAAAAACGUUUCCUAGUGGAACAGAGAAAAAGCCCAGCCCCGAGGACUCACGUGACCUCAGGAAUUGCAGUGGAACUUCGGAAGAGUGUAUCUCUGACCUCACCUGGGAAAGGCAUCUGUGUCCAGAAUCCAGUGAGGCCCCUCCAGCUGGCAAUGGCACCUCAAGUCAUCCCACUGUUGGGAGAAGCUAUGCAGGAGUGGGCACCAGCUUGGCCACUGGCCUCCAGCAAGGGGUAUCCCCCACAGAGCAGGUGCCACCCCAGGGCUGCGUAAGGCCUGGGGGUUCUAUAGCGUCAGGCAAAAACAUCCAGUUUGGGCAGGAAGAGUGCAAAGAGCCCCUGAACGAGUCGGCUUCACCCCCAAGCAUGGCUCAGGAAAGCGUCAGCCAUGAUUUGGGCAACGACAGCCAGUCCACAUUCAAUGAACAGCCUACUGCAAGCUUCGGAGUCUCUGGGGAGGCGACAGCUAGAGGGACCGUCACUGGUCUCACAAUGCCGCAGCCAAGUAGCACCCAGAACCCUGAAUGCAGGAUAACGGCACAGCCAUCUGGUGCUCAGGACGCCGAACCCAAGAUAACGCCACCUAAGGGUGGUUCCAAGGAUGCUGAACACAAGAAAACACCCCAGACAAGCGGUGCCCAAGAUGUCAAACACAAGCAGAUGUCAUGGGCAAGGGACACCCAGAACAAUGUACACAAGCUGACUCUACAGCCACCUGUUUCCCCGGAUGUUGAACCCACGAUGACACCAGGUCUAGGUACUUCCCAAGAGCCCAAGCUAGCACUGGGACCCAGUGGUACCCAGAAUGCCGAACACAAGACAGCACCACAGCAAGACAGAACCCAAGACACGAAACAGGUGACACCAUGGCCAGAUGGUACCCAGGAUAAUGAACACAAGAUAACGCCACACGGUGCCCAGGACCCUGAACACAAGGCGGUGUCACAGACGGGUGAUGCCCAAGAUGAUGAACACAAAACAACCAUAUGGACAGGUGGUGCCCACACCCCUAGACAGAAGGCAACAUCGAAGCCAGGCAGUACCCAGGAUGCUAAAUACAAGAUAAUGCCACAAGCAGGUGGUACCCAAGACACUGGAUACAAGAGGUCAGCACCAGUCGGUGAUGGCCAGGAUGGUGAACAUGGGCCUGAACACAAGACAACACCAUGGUCAGGUAGUAUCCAGGACUACAGAGACAAGGUAACACCAAACGCCGGCAGCCACCCUUUGGUAUUGAGCAGGUCCUCGAAGGAGGAGUGCAGAGCCACUGAAGGAAGCAUCUCAGAAGACACGGUGCAGACCCACGUCCUAAUGUCAGCAGCCCCGGCUGCUGAGCCGGGGGAAGCUGCAGAUUCUUGCCCGGUGCCUGUUAAGUCUCCACCGUGUGCUUCAAGUGAGCCAGCGCUGAGAACAAGCAGUUGGGGUACCGAGAACAAAUUGACGGCCCUGCAAAACACAGCAUCCCCAAGACCACAAAAGAACCCAGCAGAGCAUCUGGGCCACUCACAACCGCCCUCCGUGGGCCUACAGGCACUGGACGGAAAGCAUCCUGAGAAAGAACAACACUUCUCUGGUGCACCACAUUCCUCUACAUAUCCUCUGAGGCCAGCCGCAAAGGGAGAGACCAGGCAGGUGGAGCCGGCCUAUGGUCCAGAGCCUCCUGUGUCCACCCAGAAGGCAGAGCAUAGGUCUGCCCCUCCUCAGACAAAAAGCUUAGGGAGUGAAGCCAGAGAGAGUCUACCAACACAGGGGGACAUGGGCCGGCCGCAGGGUCACCUUGGACCAGAGGAAACCGGUACAGGGCAUGCAAGAUUACACCAGACUGGACAGUCGGAUGAUCUGUGUGUGGCAGAGCCCGAAAAGAUGCCAGUGGAAGAGAAUCCCUGCUGGCACAGGGACAGGGAUCAGGAGCAUCCCCUGAGGCCACUGGGCAUGCAGGAAAGGAGCCCAGCUCAAGGAGACAACCUUCAGGAUGAUGAGAACCUAGCCACCCCAGGGAACCCUAAGAAGCCUUGUGACUUGGCUAUGCAGAAACGGACUCAGAGUCAGGCACAGGCCAGCCAGCCAGUACCUCAGGCCUGGGGACAGCCUGACAGCACACCUGAAGAGGAACUGACUGCUGGCACACGUGAGGAGCCUCCCAGUCUGGGCCCCACUCCUGGCCAUCAGCAAAGCCCAGGUGCCCCGCACCUGCCCCAAGAAGGCCAGUCCCUGGCUAGUAGCAGGACCACAGCCUGCUCCCUUGACAGAGCAGAUGACUCUCCCUGGCUCACCUCGAAUGCUGGGGGCCACCCGCUCUUCCAAACCCUUGCCCAGGAUGGGCCCCCAGAUGCCCCUAGGGCAGAAAAGGACCUCUCAGACCAUAGGCAUCGCAGGUCGGUGCAGUUUGCAAAAUACCGUGCCCAGAGCUUCCGUGACCAGAAAGCCUUUGAUCUGUCCUUUAGGCCCAGAGUCCUCAGGGCGAGUGAUACUUUUGAGCCCCCAAAGUGAGGACUCACUUGGAGCCAACAUGCUUGUCUCCGAAUGAACAUGACUUUGAGCAUCCCCUAAAGAGAAAAUGUAGACAUUAGUGUCUCUCAUUUCCUCUCACUUGACAUGAACUAGUCCUGGGGAUGCAUGUGGGUGGUGCUUCCCAUAUUUGAAGCCAGGCUUCUUCAAAUGAGGGAGGUGUUAGCUAUCCAAGGCUGCUGGCUGUGGCCCACAUCUUGUGACAUCUGACCGGCACUGUGACGUGGAGGACACAGAGACCUCACUCCUGUCUUGACAGAGGAGGGAUCAGAGCCAUGGGCUGCCCACUGGCCCUCUGCUCCCCAGAGCUUCCCCGCUAUGCCCCUGCCUACUACCCAAAGUCAGUGCCUGUGACCUAUGACCUGUGACCUGACCCUUCCAUACUGGGAAGUGCAAGGCUUGCCAAGCCAUGUCCCACUUCUAAGCCGGUACCAGAGUCUCACUGAUCACAGCAGGCAGAACCUUGGGGUCACAGACUGGCUUAUCCCUUCAGCAGACAUCAGGAGAGGCGACCCCAAGGAGCCACAGGAGGCGGUCUCAGUGUUGAUUUGAGGCACACAACUCCAAGCACGCUUUUGUUUAGAACUGGGUGGCCACUUCUAUUGUCGCUGCGACUGCCUAGCAUCCCUAGCGGGACUCAUGAGGCAACCCUCCCACUGCAGGAGCUGCAUGGGAUUGCAGUGUUCGGCUGCUGACUGCAUCUCCGUCUGGAGAAGCUGCUGUCCUGAGGUGUACGACGAAGGUGACCGCCAGCCAUUGCAACACGGCUCAGGAUCGUUUCCAUGAACAGCUCCCGGGUUCCAGACGGCCCCGUACAUGUGUCUAGGGAACACAUCCGAGCAGUCUGCACCUCUUCACGCUCUGGUCGUCACGCCACCUGACUUGUGGGGAUGCCCCACACCCCACAGAACCGCAGAAGAGCUGAGGUGGUGGUCAGCAUCCCAGGAUGCUCUCCUUCGGGUGGUGAUUUCCUAGGUUUCUGCUCCUUGGAGACUGGCCCUUUGCUUUCCCCACAACUGAGAAAUUCCCUAAAAUGCUCUCCCCGCUCUGGAGCGGGCUCUCUAUCCUCUGGGACUUCCUUUGUUUUCUAGCUCAAAUAUCCACAACAAGAAUGUCCUGUCCUUUUCCUGAUGCGGCUGACUAUGGGUGUCCCCACCCCAGCUCAGGGACGCCUGAGUGGACAAAUGGGUCGUAGCACUGGAACCUGAGCCCCUGAUCAAGCCGGAAACACAAGGGUUUCGGGCAUUGAGCUCAGGGCUCCCUCUGUAGGAGGCAGGGCUUUUGCUGAAGUUACAGGAGCUGCAUGAAUUUCCUGAACACAGGGCACUGCCCCCUUGUGUCCAGUGUUCCAUCCUGGGGUCAUCUCCCAUAUCCUGGGGUCCUGAGGAGAUAGAUGCCUUGGUUUUGGUUUUUCAAGCCCAGCCAAUAUUGAUGGUACAUAGAGCUACAGGGUACAAUGAUUCCCUACCCUAGCCAGAGUCUCUGUGAAGCCAGCUCCUAGGGACUAUGAGACGGGAGGGUAGUCCCAGCAGAGUCCACGGAGCUCCUAUGGGCCUUUUCAGAGUUAUCAACAAGAUCUGCUCACACCAGGCGUGGCCAUGUAGUUGGGAGGUAGCUGGAACCCUUGGAGUGCCCAGGUAUGGCUAUCUCCCACCAGACAGGAGCAAAACCAGUUUACAGGUUUCUUUCUUUAUACACUUUGUUCCACAAAGGACAUGGGGUGAUGUGUGAUAAAAAGCAUGAGAGGCGGAGGAGAUAAAAACUGCAUGCUCAAUGGGCAUCCCUUUAAAAGAUGUCAGUAAUGGGACUUCGAUGAAGGGUUUUGUUCAUUUGUUUUUAAGAUGGAGUACUUUUGCAAAAAAAAGAACAAGCAUUUUUUCCCUCCUGCUGUUUCUAACGGGCCUGAAAAUUGUGACAAGUGAGCAAGGAAGGUCAUAGAGCAGGACCCUUGCAAGCCGCACAGGGUGGUCUGCCUGUCCCUGAUGACCACACAGCCACAGUGAAGUCGCCUGUGCCUGUAGGCUGAGGGAGGCACAGCUCUGCCCGGUGUUCAGGAAGCCUGUGAGCCAUUUAAUACAGCUCUAAUUGAAAUUAGGGCAAGUCCCUACCGCCCAGUCUAAAUUCAGUCGGCAGACUGUCGUCCUACGCGGGAGAGACGCGCAGCACUCCUGGGUUGAAACAGCCGACGCCUGAGGUGGUGUGCAGACCAUCCCCCAUAAGAUCCAAAUUUUAAAACCACUUAUUCCAGCCCCUAACUCAUCAGGUCACCUAAGGCACAGGAGCCACUCCCGUGUUCACACCCUGCUGCAGGCUUUCCAGGCUUUCACAGACCUGCAGCCCAGGCAGGACAGCUGGUGAGUGAGCCCUUCAGGUACGUGCUCUGCGGCCUGUGCGCUAGGUAAUAAGACACUCCCUCGGGACUGUCGCUCUCAGAAUGGUGCAGUCAACAUCGCUCAUUCUUUUUCAUCAAAGAUGCCAUUUUAGUAAUGUAUCAACCCACGA
Peromyscus maniculatus bairdii (prairie deer mouse) is the source of this 8012-nucleotide messenger RNA. RefSeq names its product ADP-ribosylhydrolase like 1 (gene Adprhl1). The record is from RefSeq and is a predicted model, not a curated record. Lineage: Eukaryota; Metazoa; Chordata; Mammalia; Rodentia; Cricetidae.